GUCGGUUUCUCUUCCGAGCGUCGAGCUCCCGCACUCACUCACAUUCACUCAUCGACUAGUGAUGCUCGAAGCCGCCUCUAAUCAUUUCUAUUGUCAGGAUAAUAAUAACGCACUGGCACAACUGCAGCAGCACAUUGCUACAAACAACCGUCAGUAUCGUCAUCACCCAGGAUUACCAACUACUAAGAUAAUGCUGGCUCCUGAACCUCCAGGGCUUCCUCCUUUAGAGGCUAUUUACAUGGACGAACAACUUCGUUUCUAUGAACAAGAAAACGGUAAAAUAUCCUACGGAGAUCUACAACCUAUAGUGUUUGAAAAUGGAGACCAUAUGCCACCAAGUACACCACAAGAUCUUAUGCCAUCAAGCCAAAGACAAUUCAGCUUCGAAGAUAUAGGUGAUUUGGACGUUGAGAAGCCGUGGCAGUUUAAACCUCCAGAUCAGUGGCAAUCAGUGGAUGUCAUUGAUUGGAUAUUUCACUGGGCAGCUCAAAACAGAGUGGACUUGCUAGAUGUAAAUAUGCUCAUUUUCAACACCCUUACAGGACGUGAUCUUUGCCGUAUGAGCAGACACGAAUUCUGUUCCAUUGACAAUCAGUAUGGCGGUUCUCUUUACGAUACAUUACAGUAUUUAAUUGCCCAAUACGGUGCACCAUCAUCAAUGCAGGAACAUUUGUUGCCAUCCGAUCAUGACUUAGUCGAUGAUGCAGAGUGGGACAGAUGCUCUAGGUGGAAUAACGUGUUUUCUAUCGAAACUCAAGGACCAAGUCCAGCUUCUGGGUAUUCUGGAUGCGAUUCUGAUCGUGAAAGCGCAAGUAGCACUUUGAGUACAGUUAACGACAAGGGCGAAAUGUUAAUGAUUUUCAACCCUGCAACAAAGGCUUUUCCAAAGCAACCAACAGCAGCAAUAUGUAUCAAGAAAGUUGGCCGAAGAGGACGCCCUCCUAAGAAGGACGGCAAACUUCGUGGUAAGCAAGGUAAGGGAACGGGUAAACUGUGGGAAUUCAUCCGAGACUUACUGCUGAACCCUGCUACCAACCCAAGCAUGAUUCGUUGGGAAAGAAGAGAAGAUGGAAUUUUCAAAUUUGUUCAAUCAGAUAAAGUUGCUCGCCUUUGGGGAGAUCGUAAACAGAAUCCAAGAAUGACUUAUGAAAAGCUCAGCAGGGCAAUGAGAUAAUAUCUUUGCAAGUUUUCAGGAAGGCAUUCUCAGGUUUGGUGACGGAUCAAAUUUCUUUUCAUGAAUUAAAUGCUGCAUGCUUGCAUGAUUUUUGCUUGCUGAUCUUGAAAUUCUAGAUACAUGUAAUCGGAAAUUUCAGCUUAUGAAGUAAUAUUAUCGAAACUUCUUUUAAAAUAUCGUACAUCCAAAAGGCAGAUUUUUAUUAGGAAGUCCCUUGAGUAUAAAAAUUUACCUUAGAUAUGUAAUUUGCAAAAUUUCGUAUUCCUCCUGCGAAUAUUCCAGGUAUAUUCGUAAUAGGAAAAGCUCUUUAAUCUAACUUUAGACGUAGCAAUAAGUCAGAAAACUCUUUUUCCCGUAUAUCCUUUUUAAUAAGAAAUUUUAAUACACAGUUUGCUAUAAAUAAAACCGACAUUGCCUUCUUUAGAAAUCGGGUAUCCUGUAAUGUUUAUCACGUCAUAUCCAUUUUAAAAUAAGUAGUCAAGUUGUCAUUGCCAUAAAUCAACAAGUUUAGAAAAGGUUUCCAUUGUCGCGACAAUGAAACCCAAUUCUAAGCUAAAUAUUUCAAACGAUAUUAAAACAAAAGAGUUAUUAAAACAAAACACUAGCGAAAUGUUAACUGAACGAUUGAAAAGGAAACGGUUUGAUUCAGAAAAUUAAGUCGUACCUUUAGGUUCUUCAUUAAAGACUCAUAUUAACCAUUUACUAUGAUAUUCAUAUAUUUAUAUAUCUUCUGUGGGUUUUUUUUUUUUUUUGACAUCUUGCGUUGCUACUUAUGUAAUGUUUUCCACAUAUAUUUCUAGAGAGUCCAAAUGAACAGCAGAGGUCCCCCUUUAAACUUUCCCUUUUCAAAAUAUAAGAUCACACAACAAAAUAUUUUAACCAAAUUUCAGUUCAAAUAAUUAUAAGCUCUUCAUCUUCAAUUUUUGUUUUCAUUUUAUUGGUUACAGACGCCUCAUUAUAAAGGUGCCAGCAUCCUAAUGCAGAUUGGCCGGUGUUUGAAAAGACAUAAGCUUCAUAAGGAUGCUCCUGCUUAAAUGUGUGCGCUGUCUUACAAAGAUAGUUUCUAGUUUCAAGAAAGCAACCUUCAUAAGGAUGUGGUCACCUUUAUUCCGAGGCAACGUUAUGAUUUUUGUUUGCAUUUUUGAUUAAUUACAGAAGCAGGGAAGAAGAUAAAUCUUAACUCCAUUUUUGAACAACGGGGACUGUAGUGCCCGCACCUUCGUGAAAUACUCUGAAUUGUCAUAAAACUGUUCGAAACGUUUACGAAAAGUGUUGGAUUAGCAUAAGAAUAACGACGUGCGAUAACUUUCCGUAUCUUUCAGUAACGAGGCAAGAGAAAAAAACGCUUCUAAUUUUCUGUUUAUAACAAUCAGAUUUAAUAUAGAUAUUCAGUGCAUGAAUUAUGGAACGUACUUCAUGACUCAUCAAGAUCCCUAGAAAAUGUGUUUCCCGAUAACCGCAUAUUUGGAGUACAGGAAAAUGUUUAGCAGUUUAUAACGUUUGUUGAGCUAAAUCAAAGCCACUUAGAUAUAAAAAUUAAUCUAGAAACUGUGUUUAAUAGAAGAAUUUCCUGAAGAGCAAGAAUUUAAAGAUUUAAACAAAUUUCAUAAACAGUUAAAAUAGAAGAUAUGAAAAAACGUAGCUUCAAUGUUGUCAUGGAAAUAUCCCAAUAUGUACUGCGGAAUCUUAGUAAAUUGUGAGAUUCUUCUGGUAUCCUUAGGUAUUUUAAGGUCGAAGAGCUUGUUAUUAAAGGACAAUUGCAAUAUUUAUUUAGGGAACUUAUCGCAAAACUCUUCUUUUUCAUAAAACUGUCAGUAAUUCAAUACAGUCUAGUUUAGAACACAAUUUUUCACAACUCACUGUAGGCUAGAAACCGGAAGAAAAUGAAGGACUUUUCAACAGAGUAAUACACAUGAUUCUUUUAUUGCUGUGGUUUAGAUUAUUUUUACUUUUUCUGUUAUU
Molecule: messenger RNA, 3136 nt
Organism: Stegodyphus dumicola
Lineage: Eukaryota; Metazoa; Arthropoda; Arachnida; Araneae; Eresidae
Product: ETS homologous factor-like
Biological process (GO): regulation of transcription by RNA polymerase II; cell differentiation
Cellular component (GO): nucleus
Molecular function (GO): DNA-binding transcription factor activity, RNA polymerase II-specific; sequence-specific DNA binding
Source: RefSeq, a predicted model, not a curated record